CCUGUUCUGUCAGUUCGGACAACAUCAUACUUGCCUCACAGCACCUACGCUGCCUCAUUUCAUUAUUCGUCAAAUUUUACAGCUGCUCAAGGCAUGUUACACGGACUCUUUCGGCAAAAUGUCUUCAUAUGCUGACAAAAAUUUCUCUUCUGACACCUGCCUAAAUGUCAAAAUUUUUCCGCUUCUCUGUUCAAAACUAUCUAUCUUGUUUUUAACUAAAGAGGGGGUGCGGUAAUUUUUAUUUUGAAUGUGCGAGACUUCCGGUCUCUUCCGCUUCCAGUUAUUUUAGCAGUACAAAAACAGUCCAUAAUGCUGUUUGACAUUCAUUAUCAUUAUCAUAUUAUUAUUUUAAUUUAUUACCGGAAUCAAUAACACAUUGGAAGUCUCCAGUGGCCAUAUAUAAUGCCUUACAGAUGUCUAGAGAAUUAUUAUCUCCAUCAAGCUCCAUCAUUCAGGCUUCUCACGGAUGGACUUAAAGAUGAACAGUACAGAGUUCUCCUCCAACUCUAAUGCCACCAGUGGUGUCCCAUGUCCCAUAAAGCCCCAGCACAUCUCCAUUUCUGUGCUCAUUUGUCUGACUUUCCUGUUGGGACUCCUGCUUAAUGUCUUCAGUCUGUGGGUGUUCACAUGCAGGACACCAGAAUGGACGUCCAGCACUGUUCUUCAGUUUCAUCUAGCUGUCAGUGAUGUACUUAUGUGUCCUAUGGGACCGUUUAUGGCAGUAUAUUAUCACACUGCUAACUGGAUUUUUGGGAAAGCUCUCUGUCAGCUUAAAACAGCUUUAAUAACCUUUCACAUUUACAGCAGUAUUCUGUUUCUGACUCUCAUUAGCAUUCACCGCUAUGUGGCCGUGGUUCGCUACAACCAAGACUCUUACAUGAAUCGAAAGGACUUUGUCCAGAAGCUCUGUGUAGGAGUUUGGCUUUUUGUAUUGGUUAAAGGAACUGUUUUUGCAGCUGUUUUAGACACAAGCACAGUGGAAGAUCGCACGUUAUGCCUCAGCAUUCACCAAGGACAAUAUACUGACUUUUAUUUCAUUGUAAACUUCACUGUCCUCAUUCCUGGAUUACUUCUAGCAUUCAUUGUUUCUGCAAUCUGCUACACUCUUCUGGUGCGCUCGAUGUCCCGUCUCGACACUAGCCAUGAUAGUGGACAAGCUAUUAAGAGCAAAUCACGUAAAAUGGUGGCUGUUUGUUUGGCUAUUUUUGUUGUUUGUUUCACGCCUAUGAAUGUGGUGCGCAGUGUGGGUCUUGUGGUCAAGAAAUUAUUUCCCCACAGAUGCAGUCUCCUUUUAAAAGUGGAGACUGCAUACUAUGUGUCAUGGAUCUUGGCUGGAGCCAAUUGCUGUCUUGAUCCAAUUAUCUAUUGUUUCAGCUGUCAGAAAUUCACAAAAACAUUUCGUAUCUCUCUUAGGAAAAUAGGUUUGAGGCUUGAAAUGAGUCAUGGUGAAUUUUCAUAAGAUUGCCCUCAUGUUAGCAAGAACAGCGCUUUUUGUUACAGUAUAUAUAUUGUAUGUAUUAUUUAUAUGUUGGCAUUUUGUGUUGAUAAUUCACAGAAACUUUUUUUUUUUUAAA
Messenger RNA from Onychostoma macrolepis, 1574 nucleotides. Its product is annotated as lysophosphatidic acid receptor 6-like. The record is from RefSeq and is a predicted model, not a curated record. Gene Ontology annotation, molecular function: G protein-coupled receptor activity. Gene Ontology annotation, cellular component: plasma membrane. Lineage: Eukaryota; Metazoa; Chordata; Actinopteri; Cypriniformes; Cyprinidae. The transcript is spliced from 3 exons. Gene Ontology annotation, biological process: G protein-coupled receptor signaling pathway. Bases 467 to 1459 code for a protein of 330 amino acids.